GCCGCACACUUCCCUUCUUGUGGCGAUGGCGCUGGGACCUUCACGUGCUGUGGCGGUGGUGCUUCUGGCGGCGGUCUGCUGCCUCCAGGGUGCUCAGGGAAGAAGUCCCCCCUACCCCCCCAUCCCGCCAAGACCACCAGUCUGUCCGGUUGACGCCCCUCUCAUCAAGCUGAACUUCGAGCAGAAUGAGAGAAAACGUGUGCAGGUAGUGGAGUACGACACGUACAUUCCUAACCUCUCCAGCUUCACCAUUCACUACUGGUUCAACUUGCGAGACACCGCCACCACCAACACUAUGUUCAACUACGCCACGGAUCCCUAUACCGGUACGGAGCUCUUGGAUGUGCAGCUGGAGUCAAAGGAAGGAGGCAGGCACCAGUUCUGGAAGAUUACCAUCAAAGGCGUGGAGACUCGAGUCAGCUCCUUCCCGCCCAUCAGGAAGGGAGAGUGGUACCACGCCCUCCACUCCUGGGAGUCCAGCACGGGCAUCAUCAGUCACUACAUUAAUGGCGAGCUCCUCCAAUCACACUACAAUUAUCAGACCAAAGGCUUGGUGAUCCCCGCAGGAGGCAUUGCUCAAUCGGGACAGACCCGUAGCGCACGCUUCCUCUACAACAGUGUGGACCAAGGCGAGGGUUUGAACGGCUGGCUCACGCUCUUCCAACUCUCCGCCAAACCCAUCGGCGUCCCGACUUCCUCCGACAGUGUCGCCGCUAAGGCCGAGCGCGCCUUCAACUGCGCCGACGAUCAUGAUAAGGAGGGUGAGACCAUCAGCUGGAACAGGACCCCGAGGAAAGGCUUCGGCGGCGUGACGGAGACCCCCUCGUACAACAGUGUCUGUGGCCAGUUCUAAGCUCUGCCUUGGAAGCACGCAAGGCAUACACGUAAAGCACGUCUUUAUGUGUGUGUGUGUGCGCGUAUUUGCCAUGUGACCACCUAUGCUGAAUGUGCUUUGUACCUGGCAAUGAACAUAGCCUGUAAACAUGUAGCAAGAAUACCCUACAUAAAUAAGACAGGGAAUG
Scylla paramamosain (green mud crab) is the source of this 1022-nucleotide messenger RNA. RefSeq names its product pentraxin-related protein PTX3-like (gene b6). Lineage: Eukaryota; Metazoa; Arthropoda; Malacostraca; Decapoda; Portunidae. The transcript has 4 exons. Bases 26 to 853 code for a protein of 275 amino acids. The record is from RefSeq and is a predicted model, not a curated record.